AUGUAUGAAUUUGGUAUUCAGAAUGGAAGAAUAUGCCAUGUUUAUUGGGAUCAUAUUGUUGAUUUACCUGAGGAAGUUGAAGUGGUAGACGUUGUAGAUGAUGAGCCAUGUCCAACUACAAAUACCGUUGAACAAUGUAUACCACAAGAAACCCCAAGAAGAAGAAGUAAGAUGGCAAUCCACAAAAAGCCUACCUCGAAAAAGUUAUACGUUAAGACGGCCAAUAAGGAAAACAAAAUCAACCAAAGUUGCAAUGAAACUCAGAACCCAGCAUAUCCCAAUCCUUCUCCUACAACCCAACCAAUGUCACAUUCUGAAAUCCCAAACGUCAACCGAAACACGACCCAGCAGCAAAGUGAAGCAGAAGUCCCACCUCCUAAUAAUUCACAGCAAGAAGAUGAUGAUAUUGACUCCGACCCUGACUACUAUCAGUAUGAAUCUGAAGAUUUACACAAUCCAAUGUCAUCCGAUUGUGAGGAUGAUUAUGAUAGUGAACAAGGUGUGUGGCCUCAGGGAAAUCCAACAGCACCAUUUGGCCAAGUUCAUCUGGAGCUUGGGAUGGAGUUUGCUACCAUGGAUGAGUUUAAGAGAUCCGUGAGGAAGUACAAUAUUCAAAUAGGAAGAAGCAUCAAGCUCAGUAGGGUUGAGCCAACCAAAUGUAAGGCAAUUUGUUGGGAUGAGAAUUGUCCCUGGAACAUUUACUGCUCUAGGUCAAACGAGCCAAGGAGUUAUCAGGUGAAGACAUUUGUGGAUCAGCACGUCUGUGCUAGAAGACAUAAUAAUAAAUCUGCAGAUAGGGUGUGGGUUACUGAGAUGCUAGAAGAAAAAAUUAAAGACCAAAGGGAAAUCACUUGUGCGGAGGCCGAAACUUGGUUUAAAAAAGAGUUUAAUGUAGCAAUUAAUUAUAAGAAGAUCCAGAGAGCCAUGAAAAAGGCAAGGAAAAAUAUAGAAGGAUUGGAGAGAGAACAAUAUGCUGAGUUGAGAGACUAUCUUAACCAAAUACUACUGUCAAAUCCAGGCUCAACAGUGCACUUGGAUACCACCCCAAUGCCUGACUCGUUGCCAUUGUUCAAGAGAGUCUACAUUUCUUUUGAGGCAUGUAAGAAGGGUUUUGUCUUAGGGUGUAGACCUUUCAUUGGCCUUGAUAGCACAUUCUUAAAGGGCUUCUAUGGAGGACAGCUACUCACUGCAAUAGGUCAAUAUGCGAACAACCAGAUUUUCCCAAUUGCUUAUGCCGUGGUGGAUUUAGAAACUAGAGAUAACUGGAAAUGGUUCUUGGAGCAUUUACAUAAUGACUUGGGCAACUACAAGGUUCAUGAUUUGAACUUCAUUAGUGACCAACAAAAGGGUUUGAUUCCGGCUAUGCAACAAGUUAUGCCUGGAGUUCAUCAUUGCUUCUGUGCUAUGCAUAUUUGGAAUAAUUUCACAAACAGAUGGAAGGACAAACAACUCAAAGGGGCAGCGUGGGAGUGUUGUCGAGCCACUACAACUCAAGAAUUUGAUGCUGCAAUAUUGAGGCUGCAACGGAUCAAUACUGGAGCAUGGGAGUAUCUGAACAAGCUUGAUCUGAAGCAGUAG
This is a messenger RNA of Arachis duranensis, 1578 nucleotides long. RefSeq lists its product as uncharacterized. Bases 1 to 1578 code for a protein of 525 amino acids. NCBI's taxonomy places the organism in Eukaryota, Viridiplantae, Streptophyta, Magnoliopsida, Fabales, Fabaceae. The transcript has 3 exons. The record is from RefSeq and is a predicted model, not a curated record.